AUGUCGGCGCGGGGACCGGCUGCGGACGCGCAGGAGAAGCCCGGCGGCGCGGAAAAGGCGAGCGCUGACCGGACGGCCGGGCUCCGGGCUGCAGCGCCUCAGGCAGCGCGGACCUCGGCGGCAGCGCGGCGCGAACAAACAAGCCGCGCGGCCCCGCCCCCGCCGUCACUCCGCCGGCCCAGCGGCCCCCCGCGCCAAUGCCGGCCCGCGGCGCCGCGGAGCCCCGCCCCCUUGACGCGGAGGGGCGGGCGUUGGGGGGCGGUCAGACGCGGCCGGGGGAAAAACAACCUCGAGCGGCGGAGCUCUCCGCCAGGAGCUGAUGCUCGCGUCCAGAACUGGCUCGGUGGGCUUGCUUUAAGGCUGGGGUGGGGCGCGAGCACUCAGGCGUCAGGGAAAGGCGAACGCGCCCCUGCCCCCAGCUUCAGCAGCGGAGAGACUGACCUCCUUCCCACCCACUCGGAUUCAUUUACCUUGAGCCGAAGAGCAGCCCACCUCUAAGCGGACCCUGCACCACCAGGAAUAACCAAGUUCGCUUUACAUUUUAUAAACUGUUGAAAUCCCCUUCAGCCUUUCCACUAAUGCGCAAACAACGCUGAAUGCGCCCGGAAUGCUGCAACAAGUAUGGGACCAUGGCCUAUAUUCAAUGUAAAAUUAUUUUUGGAAGCACAAUGAAUCCCAUGCAGAAUAACAGAAAGGAAAUUCAUAUCUUGACAUAUAGUAAAACUGAAAAAUUCCAAGAAAAAGGGAAGACCUUGAAAGUUAUCCAAGAGAAAAGUCAGAUUAUCUACAAAGGGAUACUAAAUGGACUAUUUUUUAACAAUGGAAGUCAGAGGACAAUGGAAUAGUAUCUUCAAAGCACUGAGAGAGAAAAUGGCCACUCUUCAAUUGUAUUAAUAUAUGAAACUGUCUAUUGAGAAAGCUAAUGCAAGAAACACAUUUUAAGAGAUAAAAAGUAAGUUUACCACCAAUAAGUCUUCAUUGAGGGAGCUUCCUUUCAGGAAAAAGCAAAAUGAUCCUAGAAGGAAGUGUGUAAAAUACUAUAUAGUCAACAAAGAAAAGGUUCCUUGUACUUGAGAUUUUCAUUUCAUGGGUAAAAUUCUCACCUAUGUAGAAUAAAGAGUACAUUCUCUAAGGAUUCUGAA
This is a messenger RNA of Neofelis nebulosa (Clouded leopard), 1142 nucleotides long. Its product is annotated as sterile alpha motif domain-containing protein 1-like. Lineage: Eukaryota; Metazoa; Chordata; Mammalia; Carnivora; Felidae. The record is from RefSeq and is a predicted model, not a curated record. Bases 1 to 498 code for a protein of 165 amino acids. The transcript has 2 exons.